Oncorhynchus mykiss (rainbow trout) is the source of this 5358-nucleotide messenger RNA. The record is from RefSeq and is a predicted model, not a curated record. Lineage: Eukaryota; Metazoa; Chordata; Actinopteri; Salmoniformes; Salmonidae.
UCCUUCUCCUCCUCAGUCUCCACACACACACACACACACUUCUAAACACAGGCGGCGUGUGCUUGCAUUGCAGCUCACAGCACACAGAUGGAUGGAGCUAGCGUGUGUGUGAGAGAGAGUGAGUUAGCCGGGAGUGAGCCGUAGCUGGCUGACUGGCUGACUGGCUGUGCAGACACAGGGGAGAGUGUCACCGUCUCAGGCUGGGUGUGGAGAACUCUCUCUGGGGUAGGGAGACCACAGGACCAGGGUUCUCCCAGGGCUCUAUAGCAGCUGCAGCAGGUGGACAGCUAGCCGGAUGGGCCAAUGGGUGGCUGAGGGAAGGCAUGCAGCAGUAACCACGGCAACAGUGGUAUCGGCUGUAAGGGGCACAGGGACAUGCUGAGGAUGGGCACUCGGCCACGGCAACCCCCGGACCUGCGGCAACGGGAGAAGGGCAGGCUGCUGGCAGCGGUGGCUCUGGUGGAGCAGGAGGAGGAUGAGGAGGAAGACUCAGAGGAAGGCAGCAGUGGAAGCGGGGGCAGUGACAGCGCCAGCCGGGCAGAAGAAGGGGCCAAGGCCACCAAAGUCCCCACCUUCGAUGUCCCCUACUUCCGCUACAUAGACGAGGAGGAGUCAGAGGGAGAGGGGGAUGGAGAGGAGGUGUGGAGCAGCAGUCGCUCUCUGUCCUCCAUCGAGGACGACUCGUCCAGUGACAGUGUUGUCUCUGACAGGUACGUGGUGGUGUCAGGGACCCCAGGGAAGAUCCUAGAACACCUGCUGUCUGUCUUGAGGCUGGACAACCACCGUGAUGACCAGGGGAGCACACAGCAGAUCAAGGAGUCAGAGCCUCUCCUGGAUGACUUCCUGCUGACAUACCUGGUGUUCAUGUCAACCAGUGAUCUGUGUCAGGCUCUCCUGGGACACUAUUGUUCUAAGAGACACCACCGGGGGAAAGAGGAAGGGAAGGAGGUUCUGGACAGGAAACGUCAGGUCCUGCACCUGGUGACACAGUGGACAACACUGUACAGGGACUUCCUACGAGAAGACGAGCAUGUUAAACUCUUCAUGAAGACAUUGUAUCGUUUCCUCCUGGAUGACCUGUAUGAGUAUCCAACUCUAGAGAAGGAGCAGAAGGACCUGCAGAAACUCCUGCGGCUGCAUCGCAGACAUACAGCGGAGGAGUAUUCACCCCACAGAAAGAGCAAAGCUCUUUCCCAUCAGCUGAGCCUGAAAGAGAACGUGCUCCCGACCAGAGGAACACAAAGGGAGACCAGGGAAGUGUUGUGUCAUGUGUACGUGAGCAUGGACUCAUAUCUGAGUGUGAGGAGCCUGGCCAGUGUUGUGGCCCAGGGGCUGCUGCAGGAGGUGGCUGAGAGACUGGAUGUCCCCCUGGAGGAGCUCAUCCUGCUGGCUGUCACCUACCCUGGAGAGAAACUCCUCCUGAAGCCUCAGGACAGGCUCUACUCUGAUUCGCUGACAGCAGUGGGGAGGCUGCACGUGUGCAGAAAGGACCUGAGUGAAGUCAUGAGCCCGUUCACAGACAACGCAGAGCUACAACAGAGGUCAGCUCGCAUGCUGAGUAUGAACACAUGGGACGUGGCUGUCACCCUUACAAACUUUGACUGGAGUGUCUUCAACUCAAUACAUGAGCAAGAGCUGGUGUACUUCACGUUCAGCCGUCAUGCCAGCAGCGGCCACACGGUGGCGCUGGAGCUGCUGCUGCAGCGCUGCAAUGAGGUACAGCUGUGGGUGAUGACAGAAGUCCUGAUGUGUCCUACGCUCUGCAACAGAGUCCAGCUCAUCAAGAAGUUCAUCAAAAUCGCUGCCCACUGUAAAGCCCAGAGGAACCUCAACUCUUUCUUUGCCAUCGUUAUGGGUCUGAACACCGCAGCAGUUAGCCGCCUCAGUCAGACCUGGGAGAAAGUUCCAGGAAAAUUCAAAAAACUGUUUUUGGAACUGGAGAUGUUGACAGACCCCUCUCUCAACCACAAAGCCUACAGGGACGCUUUCAAGAAGACCAAGACGCCCAAGAUCCCUUUCCUUCCUCUGCUACUGAAAGACAUCACUUUCAUUCACGAGGGCAACAAAACAUUUCUCGAUAACCUGGUGAAUUUUGAGAAGCUGCACAUGAUAGCCGACACGGUGCGUCUCAUCAGACACUGUCAGGAGGAUCACAUGGGGAACGGGAUGCCCCAGAAGAGCAGUCCGGAGGUGCAGGCCUAUGUCGACUACCUUCACGUCAUUGACAAUCAGCAGACUCUGUUUGAACUGUCCCACAGACUGGAACCCCGUGUGUAGAUAGACCACAUACACUCUCUGAGCCUGCCUCCCUCCACCCCUCGAAGUCAGACCACCAAGGAGAAGGGUACCAACUAGUCUCUGGAAACACCUCUCAGGACUCAUAGAGAGACAUGGGUUGGCCAACUCUACAGAGCCCAGCUCUAACACACACACACACACACACACACACACACACACACACACACACACACACACACACACACACACACACACACACACACACACACACAGGAUUCUAUUAAUCAGCUGCUCACACAGCAGGACUUGAUGAGUUGAAUUAGGUGGGUUAAUGCAGGACUGGAACAAAAGCCAGAGGGAUAGGGUUGGCCAGAGCCAACAGAGAGAUGACUGUGUGGCGCUGGCCAACCACUAGAUGGCGCCAAAAGGCAUACUGGAAUACUGAGCAACGAUGGAGCAGAGGUAACCAAAGAGCUUCUCAGUUUAACAAAUAGAUCUGGACCCGUAUUGAUGAAAGGAUCCCAGAGUAGGAGUGCUGAUCUAGGAUUUGUUUAGCCUUUUGGUUCAUAAUGAAUGGACAGGGACCUAGAUCAGCACUCCUACUCAGUGAUGUCCUGGUAGAUAAAUAGGUGGAUAAACUUGGAUUGCUGGUCGCAGUGAAAAAAGUAAUGCUUCCUAUUCUUUCAAUGCAUUUUUCUGCAAAAUGUGGGUACAUUGUUGGGGCCCUCCCCCCAAAAAGGUGGGUACAUUGUUGGGGCUCUCCCCCCAAAAAGGUGGUUACAUUGUUGGGUCCCUCCCCCAAAAAGGUGGUUACAUUGCUGGGGCCCUCCCCCCAAAAAGGCAGUUACAUUGUUGGGUCCCUCCCCCAAAAAGGUGGGUACAUUGCUGGGGCCCUCCCCCAAAAAUGUGGGUACAUUGCGUUUACCCUCCACUACACCAGUGAUCCUACUCUGAGACUCUUCAUGAAUAUGGACCCUGCUUCAGUCACUCUGUAUUGAUAGCUUCAGGUUGUUGUUAUCUGCUUCCAAACAGGUGACCACUCCCUGAUUAUCUAUCUACACACAAUGAAUGAAAGCAUCAACCUUCUGGGGACUUGAACACCAGGACACUACACUUGACAGACCUCCAGUGCAUGACCACCACACACUAGACUGCUGUUAAGCUAAAUGGAUUUAAACAACAAUAUUGAAAAGUGUGGUGUGUGUGUGUGUGUGUGUGUGUGUGUGUGUGUGUGUGUGUGUGUGUGUGUGUGUGUGUGUGUGUGUGUGUGUGUGUGUGUGUGUGUGUGUGUGUGUGUGUGUGUGUGUGUGUGUUGCAUAAAUGUCACUUCCAAAUACUGAAAAAAAGAUCAUUCAAAAUAUUUCAGAGUAAAGUGUGAGGUAAUAAACCAUCCUCGACAGCAGAAGGGUGCUGUUACAGUUAUAGAUAAUGUAAUAAACCAUCCUCAACAGUAGAAGGGUUAUGUUACAGGUAUAGAUAAUGUAAUAAACCAUUCUCAACAGCAUAAGGGUUAUCUUACAGUUAUAGAUCAUGUAAUAAACCAUCCUCAACAGUAGAAGGGUUAUGUUACAGCUAUAGAUAAUGUAAUAAACCAUCCUCGACAGCAGAAGGGUUUUGUUACAGCUAUAGAUAAUGUAAUAAACCAUCCUCAACAGUAGAAGGGUUAUGUUACAGCUAUAGAUAAUGUAAUAAACCAUCCUCAACAGUAGAAGGGUUAUGUUAUAGUUAUAGAUAAUGUAAUAAACCAUCCUCAACAGUAGAAGGGUUUUGUUACAGUUAUAGAUCAUGUAAUAAACCAUCCUCAACAGUAGAAGGGUUAUGUUACAGUUAUAGAUAAUGUAGUAAACCAUUCUCAACAGUAGAAGGGUUUUGUUGCAGUUAUAGAUAAUGUAAUAACCCUUCUACUGUUGAGAAUGGUUUACUACAUUAUCUAUAACUGUAACAUAACCCUUCUACUGUUGAGGAUGGUUUAUUACAUUAUCUAUAACUGUAACAAAACCCUUCUACUGUUGAGAAUGGUUUAUGUUACAGCUAUAGAUAAUGUAAUAAACCAUCCUCAACAGUAGUAGAAUGGUUAUGUCACAGUUACAGAUCAUGUAAUAAACCAUCCUCAACAGUAGAAGGGUUCAAUUACAGUUACAGAUCAUGUAAUAAACCAUCCUCAACAGUAGUAGAAGGGUUAUGGUCACAGUUAUGGACUUAGCUGGUGGACUUAGAUGUUUGGUCUUAGCUGUGGACACUCAGAGACGUAUCUUGAGGCAUCAGAUCCUUUGCCUGUCAUGUCUCUGUAUCUGCACUAUGAAGAAACAGCAAUACACCAAGUCGACACUUUUGCCUUUGAACAUUCUUGUCCAGUUAAAACGCCUUUGCCUUCUUCUUUCAGUGGCAGUAUUAGUUAAUCUUAUAGAAACGGCUAAUAAACUGUACAUGUCUAUGAGCCAUCCACCUGCAGGAUGUUGUGUCCUGUUCUAGAGAAUCCUCUUGGUGAAUGUUUCAGUGGUUUAGAAAAGAGAUCAGACCCUGAUAUAGAGGUUCUUCAGUAGCACCACCAGUUCUCCUGUUGUGGAUUCCCCUGAUGUGUAAUGUGUGUAUCACAGAGAUGAAACACUUCUAUAUCUAUGGUGUGUAUAGUGUUUUGAGGCAGGUCAUGUACUAUAGAUUCCAUCUAUAUACUGUAGUAUGUUGUGCGUUCCCUGGUUGGACAUGGAGAUUUGGAGAAGUAUUUAUUAUUAUGAUAAUAGACUUAUUUAUUUGCUCGUUGUGCACUACUUUUGACCAGGUAGUGUACUAUGUAGGGAAUAGGGUAUCAUUUGUGUCCUUUUUACCUGCCGUGGGGUUCCAAUAGGUCAGGACCUGGUCUGCAUGACGUGGUAAAGCCAUGGAUCGACCACCAAGUAUAAUAUGCAUGGAACAAAAAGCAUUUCCUUGUGAAGUAGUGCUUUUCUACAUGUCGCUACAACGCCCAAAUCAGCAUGUACUAACAAAUAUUAUUUCAGAAAGGGAAACAAAAGCAAUACCAAGUCACUGCUCUUCUCUCUCAUCACUCUUUAUGCUUUUCGUUUUUUACAGUCAUUUUGAAAUGUUAAAUAAUAAAUGAAAUGUUUUGUUGUAUGAAUACAG